Xylaria bambusicola is the source of this 570-nucleotide messenger RNA. RefSeq names its product COX5B-domain-containing protein. Gene Ontology annotation, biological process: mitochondrial electron transport, cytochrome c to oxygen. Lineage: Eukaryota; Fungi; Ascomycota; Sordariomycetes; Xylariales; Xylariaceae. Gene Ontology annotation, cellular component: mitochondrial envelope. The transcript has 5 exons. The record is from RefSeq and is a predicted model, not a curated record. The coding region runs from base 1 to 570 and encodes 189 amino acids.
AUGUUUCUCCAACGCUCCGCCGUUGCCGUCGCUCGUCGAGCUGCCGCCGGCCCCGUCCUCCGCCGCAGCUUCGCCGUCUCUGCCAUCCGACGCAAUGUCAAGGAUGUCGAGCCUGCCCAGAACCUCGCACAAAAGGUGAAGGCUUUUGAUGAGAUCAAGACCGAGGAGGACCUUGUUGGUCCCGGUGCCGCCCCUGGAACCGUCCCCACCGAUCUCGAUCAGGCCACCGGUCUCGAGCGUCUAGAACUCCUAGGAAAGAUGCAGGGUGUGGACAUCUUCGACAUGCGACCCCUCGACGCCUCGAGGAAAGGAACCCUCGACAACCCCAUCAUGGUUAAGUCUUUUGGUGACGAGCAGUUCGCCGGUUGCACUGGCUAUCCCGUUGACUCUCACAUUGUCACUUGGCUCGGUAUGACCCGUGAACGACCGAUUGAGCGGUGCCCCGAGUGUGGAAGUGUUUACAAGAUGGAAUACGUUGGACCUCAAGAUGAUGGUCAUGGUCACCACGACCACCACGGCUACGAGGAGCCCAAGACCUUUGCCGACUACGUCAAGCCUCAAUACUACUAA